Molecule: messenger RNA, 693 nt
Organism: Drosophila persimilis
Lineage: Eukaryota; Metazoa; Arthropoda; Insecta; Diptera; Drosophilidae
Gene: Chrac-16
Product: chromatin accessibility complex protein 1
Exons: 1
Coding region: 62-469 (135 amino acids)
Cellular component (GO): CHRAC; nucleus
Molecular function (GO): protein heterodimerization activity
Source: RefSeq, a predicted model, not a curated record
GAUCUUCGGCUUGGAUGCAGUCCAUCCGCCUUUAAAUUAAAUAGUAAAUCGCGCGGAAAACAUGGUCGAGCCGAAAACUACAGCACCGCACCAACGGACCCCCACUGCCGAGACCGUUCUCCCCCUCAGCCGGGUGCGGACAAUCAUGAAGAGCUCGAUGGACACCGGCUUAAUCACGAACGAAGUGCUGUUCCUGAUGACCAAAUGUAGUGAGCUCUUUGUGCAGCAUUUGGCGCGAGAAGCCUACGCGGCCUCUUGUUCCAAGGAGACAAGUGAUACCCUCAAGUAUGAGCAUCUCUCUCAGCUGGUGAACAAGAGCUCGAAUCUCGAGUUUCUUCUGCAAAUUGUUCCAGAGAAGAUACGUGUGCACACAUUCCAAGAAAUGCUCCGGCUAAAUCGUUCCGGCGCCACCAGCGAUGAUGACGAUGAUGACUCUGAAUCCGAAUCUGAGUCCGAAUCGGAUGAAUGAUACGCCAGAACCCCCAUCGCCAUCCUCACAUCAUCGACCAUCGCUUCUUUACGCUCAUUGCUUGUUACUAAACGUUUGAUUAUGCCGUUAAUAAUUUACUUUUUGCAGGUUCUAUAUUAAAUUAAGUUCCGUGUUUUGUAUGUCUCCAAAUGUACUCUAUAUGAGUAAGUGCAGUUUUUAAGAAUAAAUAAAUACGUAUAAUGAAACCAUAGUGCAUCUAAAAA